Messenger RNA from Colletotrichum destructivum, 3164 nucleotides. RefSeq names its product Putative phosphatidic acid phosphatase type 2/haloperoxidase. Gene Ontology annotation, molecular function: sphingosine-1-phosphate phosphatase activity. The transcript has 5 exons. Lineage: Eukaryota; Fungi; Ascomycota; Sordariomycetes; Glomerellales; Glomerellaceae. Gene Ontology annotation, cellular component: endoplasmic reticulum membrane. The record is from RefSeq and is a predicted model, not a curated record. Bases 597 to 2378 code for a protein of 593 amino acids.
GUUGUUCGAUGUUGAUUGAUUAUUGCAGUCCUUAAUCAACUCUGGUGCCUUCCGCCUCUGCUGCCAUCACAAGCAUUACAGGCCUCACAAGCUGGCCUUCCCCCUCUAGUGCAUCACUCACAAUACUUCGCCCGUGGUGCCAGGUACUCCGAAUCCGAGCACCGGUCCCUGAGCCAAGGCACCUGCUCCUCCCACACACCACACCCACACCAGUGGUUCGUUCCAGUUGCGGUUGCAGUUGCAGUUGGGGUGCGUGGGUGCCGGUCCAGUUAUAGUUUCCCGCGCCCGUUGGUGGUUGUACGCUAGGUACGGACGCAGCAUCGCAAUCCCGCCGUCGACACUGCUGCAGCUUUGCAUAUUUCCUGUCUAUCUUGCUCUUUUCCCUCUCCCCCUCUCCCCAAACGUCGCAGCUUUCGAAAAAGCAAAUGCGCAGCCUUCUACCCUGUCGUCGAGCAAGUGCAGCUGCCUUCGCUUCCCCUCCACCCUAAACGCUUACACCUGCCAACCCCGACUCUCCCAAGUCCUCUAACCACGCUCCACACGACCGCAUAACUGCGAACCACCACCUCAACCCCCACGAGAAAACGGAUGGCCGUAUGCCUCACGACCGCAAUCCUCGACAACGCCUGAUGAAGAGCCAUAUCAAUGGCGCCGCACCGGCGCCAAUGUCUGACCCGGAGCGCCGCGACGCUACCGCAUCGAACCCUACAGCCACCGACCCAGCUGCAAUCGCUGAGGCCCCCGCCCCGCCUCUCAUCACGGUCAAGAGCCCCAGCGACGCGCCCGACGCGGGGCUGAGAAGUCUCGAUCAUUAUAAGAGAGCGCUGCCGUCAUGGCGAUACCGACUGCGACAGUGGAUGCUGCCACUGAUCCGAUGGGAGACCCCCUACCUUGCUUACUUGCAGGACACGAUGCGCACACCGUGGCUCGACAGCUACUUUGCCAUUACGGCGAACCUCGGCACACAUACCUUCUUCAUGAUCGGCCUACCCAUGCUCUUCUGGUGCGGCUACGCUUCCUUCGGCAAAGGUGUCAUCCAUAUCCUUGCCGAGGGCGUCUUCUUCACUGGCUUCAUCAAGGACUUCUUCUCGCUGCCACGACCGCUCUCCCCGCCCUUACACCGAAUCACCAUGUCCGGCUCCGCUGCCCUGGAAUAUGGCUUUCCAUCGACCCAUAGCGCCAACGCCGUAUCAGUCGCCGUGUACGGCGUGCUGCUCCUGCGCAGCCCUGACAACACCCUGCCGGAAUCGACCAAGAACCUCCUUGAGGGACUGUCAUACUUUUAUGCGGUCUCCAUCGUGCUGGGUCGUCUGUACUGCGGCAUGCACGGCUUCAUCGACGUCGUCGUAGGAUCUAUUCUGGGCGCCGCCAUCUCGCUCGUCGAGUUUCAUUACGGCCCUCCUUUGGAUGCGUACAUGCACGGCAGCUCGUGGUGGGCGCCUGUUAUCGCCGCUCUUGUCAUUAUUGUCCUCGUCAGGAUCCACCCAGAACCCGCAGAUGACUGCCCUUGCUUCGACGACAGCGUUGCUUUCGCUGGCGUCGUGAUUGGCCUGGAAAUCGGAACAUGGAUGUAUGGGAGGACGUCAAUCGAUUCCUUUGGGGGAUCCGCUCAUACCGUCCAGUCCCUUGAUCUCGGCGCCCUCGGGUGGCACAUCGUCCUGGCACGCGUCUUUUUUGGCGUCUUUGUCAUUUUUGUGUGGCGGGAGGUUAUGAAGCCGACCAUGCUCAGGAUCCUACCGCACCUUUUUCGUCUCUUGGAGAAGGUCGAGUGGAAUCUUCCUCGUCGUUUCUUCACGCCAGCUUCAAAGUACAAGGUCAUCGAUCUAGGCUCGAGAAUGGACAACCUCAUCCCUUCGGUCAGGGACUUUCCCCGCGUAGUCCAGUCCAUCCGCCAUCCGACGACGCGUGGCCGUUCCGUGUCGAUCGGGCCUCAGAGUGCCGCCGAUGCGUAUGAGACGCUGGCAUACCGCGAGCGCCGGCGUCGGGAGAGCAUCGGCAGCAACGGUAGCAUCAAGAGCAAGGGCAGUUCGCACGAGCUUCGGGAAAAGAGCGGUGACUGGGAGGGGAAGGGGGCGACUUCCGGUAUACAGGGCCAUCAUGGCAAUUCGCUGAAUGAUUUUGAGCGCAUGAUGGGCACGGGCAGUGUAUUGGCGAGCCCAAGCGAAGAAAAGGGGGAGCAAGACCUGACGGUCGGUCAACAAGACGAAAUCAGCGAGAAGGAAAUGUUCCUGCGACUGAUCCGACCCAGAGUGCGUUACGACGUCGAGGUGGUGACGAAGCUGGUAGUUUAUACAGGUAUCGCAUGGCUGGGCGUCGGCUUGAUCCCCAUGAUGUUUGAGCUGGUCGGCCUCGGAUCGAACCAUCUCCGCGCUGCCUAACUCGAGAUUCUUGUUUUUCUGGACGGAGCCAUUCUGGGAUUGCCAUUUUACCCCGUCUUCCAAUUUGUCAUUUUGAAAGAUGCAUAGGUACGGAUCUGCCGAGAGCCUGCCGGUAGGAGGAACGAUGUGUUGCAAAAGAGCGGCGCAUAGAAACUUUUGACGAAAGCACGACGUACUGUAUAUUCUUCCGGCGCUUGCAUCUACCUAUGGACGGGCCUUCGAACCUUUUCUUCUUUUCGGCGGGUUCCUAGGUUCGUCCACUCCGUCGUAAUGAUAUGGGCUUUUCUCGGCGUUCAAUGGGAAAGGGGGCAGAAGACCGUUGUUUGUGUUUAUAUUCGGGCGGCAAUGUUGUGUGGUUUAUUUAGCGAAGGCAGGAGACGGAGAAAGAUGACAGAGUCUUUCUGUUUCGAAAUGAGGAAGGUGGCUUGUCUGCGGUGGCUACAUUCGCUACACAGUCUGUUUGUGACAUGAACGUUGUGUGGCUUUUGCGACAUAUGCCUUGUAGACGGGGAAGGGUGGUUCUGCAGAUAAGGUGUACUGAGACAAGAGCGGAAGGCAGCGGCAGCCCCUUCAGCGUGCCGAGCGAUUGUGCGCGACUUACUUCAUAUCUCCUCACGUCAUAGUGAUUUUACCUCAACCAACAAGCGAAGUCUCACCACCACACAUCAUCUUUAGAUAAAGACUCGAUUAGGGAUAGGACUUAGAGUUAGGAUUCGAGAUGUGAUUAGGAUUGAGAUUACAAACAGGGUUACACAAUUCGACCUGUAAAUACCGGCAGGAGACUAG